AUGGACCGUGCCGUCGCCUCUAUGAACGCACGUAAAGCCCGGUGUCCCGCGUGCAGAAGCGCGCAUCAGGAUCAUGCUGCGCGUUGGACGUGCGCUCGCACCUCAAUGACAAAGCAUCAUCUGCGCCUCCCAAAAACACGGACGGUGAUGACACUCGGCUCCCGCACGCGCGGCGCUGACAUCACAGCCGUCCAGCCCAGGGGCCAAUCCCGUGGACACGUGCACGUGCACGCGCACAGCUCACACCAGCAUCAAGAGAGAAGCAGCCCGCGGGUCCAGAGGUCAGGCGCUGUCAGGAGACAGGACAGGUCCUGA
Messenger RNA from Knipowitschia caucasica, 315 nucleotides. The record is from the annotation of a GenBank genome assembly. Lineage: Eukaryota; Metazoa; Chordata; Actinopteri; Gobiiformes; Gobiidae.